This is a messenger RNA of Panicum hallii, 866 nucleotides long. Its product is annotated as germin-like protein 12-2. Gene Ontology annotation, molecular function: manganese ion binding. Gene Ontology annotation, cellular component: cell wall. Lineage: Eukaryota; Viridiplantae; Streptophyta; Magnoliopsida; Poales; Poaceae. The record is from RefSeq and is a predicted model, not a curated record. The transcript has 2 exons. The coding region runs from base 67 to 744 and encodes 225 amino acids.
CACAAACACACAAGCAGCUGAUAGUUUACUUCAGAGAGCUCAAGCACAAAAGCAAGAGAACCCCAAAUGGCUCCCUCCUCCUACUUUCUUCUCGCAGCUCUUCUAGCAACGGUCACUUCUGUGGCCAUUGCUUCUGACCCUAGCCCGCUCCAGGACUUCUGCGUUGCCGACAUACACUCUCCUGUGAAGGUGAAUGGAUUUGUUUGCAAGGAUCCUAUGGCCGUGAACGCAGAUGACUUCUUCAAGGCAGCUAACCUUGACAAGCCUAUGGACACCAAGAAGAGCAAGGUUGGAUCCAAUGUCACCUUGAUCAAUGUCAUGCAGUUGCCUGGACUGAACACCCUGGGCAUCUCAUUGGCCCGUAUUGACUAUGCACCCCUCGGUCAGAAUCCACCACACACACACCCACGUGCCACAGAGAUCCUCACUGUGCUCGAGGGGACACUCUACGUUGGAUUUGUCACCUCCAACCCGAACAAACUCUUUGCCAAGGUCCUCAACAAGGGUGAUGUGUUUGUAUUCCCACAAGGGCUCAUCCACUUCCAAUUCAACCCCAUCUAUGACAAGCCAGCGGUUGCUAUUGCCGCGCUCAGCAGCCAGAACCCUGGGGCUAUUACCAUCGCAAAUGCAGUUUUUGGAUCAAAACCACCGAUCUCAGACGAUGUCUUGGCCAAGGCAUUCCAGGUGCAAAAGGGGACAAUUGAUUGGCUCCAGGCCCAGUUCUGGGAGAACAAUCACAACUAGAUAAUUAAUGUUUUAGGUUCAUCGCACUCAGUGUUUGCUUUAUAUAUAUGCAUUUUGCAUAUUCCUACAUGUUUUGAGUUUAUAGAUGUUAUGAUCAAUAAAAUAAAUGGCAAGUACUCACA